AUGGAGAACAUUGAGGAGUUAAAACCUGCUAUAUUAUCGAUGGAACCAUCUCCAUCAUCAACUUCUAAUACCAAUAAUAAUAAUGGAACCCGCCAAGAAAACUCAUUGCACGUGACAACUCAAAAGUUUAUGCUUCUUCGGGAACACACCAAAGAUAAAGUGAUUUUAAAAUAUUUUUUGCCAGUAGAAUAAUCUUUAUUUUUCUCGGAAAGAUUUUGAAUCUGAAUGAAGCCGCCGAAUUCCUUCAAGUUCCCAAGCGACGCCUCUACGAUAUAACCAACGUGUUGGAAGGAAUUGGAUUUGUUCAAAAAAUCGGUAAAAAUGCAAUUCGUUGGAUGUAAGUUUUUCAAGGAAAAUUUAGCUGGAAAUAUGAACAUUUUUCAGUGAACAGAUUCCUGAUGUUACUCUGCAACAAAAAUAUGAGGAGCAUGUUGAAGUUUUGAAAAAACAAGAAGAUGAUUUAGAUAUGUUGCUACACGACGUUAAAUGUUUAUAUAACAUUGCUAAAACAGACAGUUCAAACCAGGAAUUCGCAUAUAUUACAAAAAAUGAUAUGAAACCGAAAGAUAUGACAACAAUUGCUUUGCAAGAUUUAUCAAAAAAUAAUAGUUUGCAAAUUCAAGUUGCAGACCCAACUUCAACUUGUUCUUAUGCAAUGAUAGCAAAGGGAACAAACAUAAGAGCUCUUUUAUGUUCUCAAUACGAAGGAGCUACAAAAUUUGAUGUUAUCCAAUCGAUUAUUGGAUCUGAAAUCGAACCAAAAGAAGAGCCGAUUGAUGAAUAUUUCAUUCAAAGGAGUGAAGUAUCUUCUUCAACACCAGAAGUCAAAGAAGAACCAUUUGAUUUCUAUGCAGAUUCAAUAGAUUCAUCAUCAUUUAUAACAAUGGAUCCACCGCAACCAGCCGAUUAUCUCCGUCCAUGGAAUGCGUUGGCAUCUCCACCAAAUCUUUUCGAUCUUUUUCCAAGUGACUAA
Caenorhabditis angaria is the source of this 973-nucleotide messenger RNA. Lineage: Eukaryota; Metazoa; Nematoda; Chromadorea; Rhabditida; Rhabditidae. The record is from the annotation of a GenBank genome assembly.